Messenger RNA from Xenopus tropicalis (tropical clawed frog), 1103 nucleotides. It is a transcript of the gene c6h7orf57, whose product is annotated as chromosome 6 C7orf57 homolog. Lineage: Eukaryota; Metazoa; Chordata; Amphibia; Anura; Pipidae. The record is from RefSeq and is marked provisional.
GUUUCUGUGACUUGUUUCAGUUUUUAAUGCUUUCUUGGAGGUAAAGGGAGUUGCCUACUGCUGCCGGUUGAAAAAACACAAGCAAUACCCAGCAUGAAACAAUUGAUAAAAGACACCUCAGGUGCUCCAACCCGAUAUGCUACUUGUGAAUGGUUUUACCAUGCACCACUGAAGCAAGAAGAUAUGUCAGUCAGUGCUGCUGUCCUUCCUCCCACAUCUCAAAUUCCAGGUUUGAGUGAUCUUGCAGAACCUCAUAAUGAGUCUUUUAAUCAAAGUCGCAAAAAGUGGAUUAAGGAUACAGACUCAGAUUAUGUCAAACUGGCCAAGCAAGGAGGUCGACCAGACUUGUUGAAACAAGUGGAAAGUACAAAGAAGUCAUCUUCAGUAUACAAUGCCCUUCCAGAAUGGUAUACACAUGUGAGUGAAAAUUCCCCAGCUGAAUACAAAGAACCUCCUUUAAGAAAUAUUCCAGAUUAUAUGGUUCAUGAAGAAUUGAAUACAAGUCAACAUGAACAAAAAUACGAAGGAAAAAGGGGCCCUUUUGAUUUUGAUCAGAAAUCUGUUUGGCAGAGGGAUUCUGAGGGAGUCAUUAAAGAAAAUCAGGAAGAUAAAAAGCAGGUGAAGCUACCAGACAUAAAAACAAGGUUUAAGGGUGAAUCCAGAACAUUGCUUGGCAAAGUGCCUCCCACAAUAAAAGCUAAAGGGGCAAAACUUGGGAAAAAGUGCUUCUUCCCACCUAUGCCAGUGUCCCAAAAUAAAGAGACUGUUAACAUCAGUAAGUUGAUGAGCAAUGGGUAUGGAAAUGAUUGGUUUCAGCAACAUGGUGAUCUAGAGGACAAACUACCACACAAGCCCAAAUUAAUCUGAGGUUGGACGAUGUUUCCUCAACAAUGAACAGUCUCAGGAGGCCAUUAUAAAUGUUAACUGAGUAGAUUAAAUAAAAGUCUCCUCUAGAAUUGUAAAAAUACACUAAAUAAUAACUUAUGGUGUUAGGGUAUAAAGGAAGGAAUAAUUGUUUUAUAUAGUUCUAUAUUUCAGGAGACUUGUCACCCUAAGAAAUAACUUCAUGUUAGUUGAGCAAAAUAAACUUCACUUUCACUAUA